AAAAGAAAUAUUGAUUAGCUAUCUGAUAAUUACCUAUAGUUAAGGGGAUCGCCAUGCAAUUUUACCCAAAUUAAUCCCUCCCAAUGAAAGAGAGGGAAACCCCAAACAAACUGCUGAGUUUCAUUUUUAAAAAACCAAAAACAGCUCCGCGCCAUCAUUUCUCUUCAUUUUCAGAUCAAAACUGCGCGGAAAAAACCCAAAAAAAUCCCCAAAAAAAACAAAAACAAUACCCCCGCCCAAAUGCUCCACCACGACGACGAGGACGAAGACGAGGAUGAAGCCAUGGCCAUGACGAUGCUCCGACCCCAAAACCCUCUCCACCUCCCAACCGAAAAGCUCUCCCUCGGUUGCCCCGUCCUCGACCGCCUCCUCCAUGGCGGCCUCCCCUGCGGCUCCCUCACCGAGCUCGUCGGCGAAUCUAGCUCCGGUAAAACCCAGCUCUCCCUCCAACUCCUCCUCUCCUCCCCCUCCACCUCCCUCUUCAUCCACUCCCCCUUCCCCUUCCCCCUCCGUCGCCUCCUCUCCCUCCCCCAUCCCCACGCCAUUAACGACCCCAACUCCCUCGAUCGCAUCCUCCUCGCUCCCGCUCACUCCCCCUCCCACCUUCUCUCCCUCCUCUCCCGCGCCCCCCGCUUCCGCCUCCUCGUCGUCGACUCCCUCGCCUCACUCUUCCGCUCCGAGUUCGAUCCCACCCCGAUCGCCAUGGCCCGCCGCACCUCCCUCCUCUUUGAAGUAGCCUCCAUGCUCAAAUCCCUCGCCCUCCGCUUCGGCGCCGCCGCUGUCGUCACCAACCACGUCGUGUGGUCGUCGGGGCGCAGGGUGGCCCCUGCGCUCGGGAUCUCGUGGGCGAAUUGCGUGAACACGAGGAUCUUCUUGUCGAGGAGCGAGGAGGUUGUUGAGGGUUCGGGGGACGAUGGGGUUACGAUGAGGACGAGGACGAGGAGGAGGCUGCAAGUGGUGUUUGCGCCGCACUUGCCGGAGUCAUCGUGCGAGUUCGUGAUCCGGAAGGAAGGGGUCUUCGGCAUAGAACCGCACAGAAUCCUCGUUCCACCACACGUAUAUAGACAUAUACAUGUAAACUCCUGAGUCAUGGGUUUAUUGUAACACACAAC
Molecule: messenger RNA, 1112 nt
Organism: Ananas comosus (pineapple)
Lineage: Eukaryota; Viridiplantae; Streptophyta; Magnoliopsida; Poales; Bromeliaceae
Product: DNA repair protein XRCC3 homolog
Biological process (GO): resolution of mitotic recombination intermediates; double-strand break repair via synthesis-dependent strand annealing; t-circle formation
Cellular component (GO): replication fork; Rad51C-XRCC3 complex
Molecular function (GO): four-way junction DNA binding; ATP-dependent DNA damage sensor activity; ATP binding
Source: RefSeq, a predicted model, not a curated record